This is a messenger RNA of Guillardia theta CCMP2712, 1296 nucleotides long. RefSeq lists its product as hypothetical. The transcript is spliced from 3 exons. NCBI's taxonomy places the organism in Eukaryota, Cryptophyceae, Pyrenomonadales, Geminigeraceae. The record is from RefSeq and is a predicted model, not a curated record. Bases 1 to 1296 code for a protein of 431 amino acids.
AUGGCGGGGGGGCGACAUGGGAUGGUGUGGAUGGCGAUGAUGGUGGGGAUGGUGGGGGUGGCGAUGGCAGGGGAGGAGAAGCUCACAUGUGAGGCGUCUUCUCCUCUGUUUGAUCCGGCAGACUCCGAGAGCUUCAGCUUGAUCCAGCAGCUGGACGAGAGCUACAUCGGGGAGGACCUGGUAAAGAUCGGGGAGCUGCGAGUAAGAACAAGGUUCUCCGUCCUCUCCUGCCCACAUGUCGACAGUGGUGUGUCUGCCAUGGCCUCAGACGGGAUCCUCGGGCUCGGAUGGUCAGCGGAGCAUGGAUCUCCUGCCAUCCUGAAAACGCUGGCGUCAACCUCGAGACCGUCCUGGAACCUGACGCAGGUGGACGACUUCGAGCCGAUGCCUCCCGUCUUCUCCAUCACGGUGAUCGAUGAUGUCGGCCAAAUCAUGCUCGGAGGAUACGACCCGGAGGUGGUGGAUGGGACGCUAGUAUCACACAAUCUCAGUUUGAGCAACGGGUCAUACGCGGUGGAGGUGACGGGGAUGAUGCUGGGUGGGGUUGAUCUCCUCAACUUCUCGGCCUCCACCAACUCGACUCUCGCUCGCAUCGACAUCAACAGCUUGUGCAUUCUCAUCCCCAACAGCACCAUGGACGACUUGCUGGCUGAAAACCCCUACGAGAAGCUGCUCCGACUCUACGAGAGCGGAAACCGAAGCGCUUUACUCAUCAGCAUCGAAGACGAGGUAUACGAGGUCCCUUACUCUGCCUGCAUCGAGCCAUCGGACGAGGGGAUUGUGCUGGGAGCGUCGUGGCUGAGAAGCUACCUGAUGAGCUUCAACUUCUCGAACGCUCUCAACCUGUCGGUCGCGGUAGGGAGGAAGAACGAUUCCUUUGCUCUUACGAGCGACACCGGGGAAGGAUAUGCCAUCCAGGUGUCUCCGGGAGACGAGCAGGAGGGUGAGGGCAGGGAAGGAGGAGCAGGCUUCAGCUCCAUCUCCUUCCUUCUCCCUGUCGAGUUCGGGUCACCGCCUGCUCGUAAGAAGUUGAUGGUGAGCAUGGACACGCCCGUGACCUCCAUUGUCGGCUUCCCUCCGCCCUCCUGGAUGCGAGCUCAGGAGACCAACGCGAGCGGGUUGGUAGGAAGAGCUCUCAGCAACACCAUAGCUGAGCUGGUAGGAAGAGCUCUCAGCACGAGGCUGCUGGAAACGACGACAAGAGUGAGAUUGUACAGGAGGAGGCGAAACGGGGAGGAGCGAAAUGCCUAUCACUCGCUAGAAGCGAGGGAGGAGGGAAACCUUGCAGAAGAGUAG